AUGCAAUUCUGCCAACACCGUCCUUCUUCCUCGGCCUCCCACCGUCGCCGCCACAGAAUUCGGCCGCCACCACCACAGAUUUCGUCCGCCGCCGCAGAAUUCAUCCGCCACCACCGUCCUGCAUAUACCAGCCUCUUACUCUCACGCACAAACAGCGACCGCCAAAGUCUAACCUGUUCACACCGACGUUCAUCACUUGCCGGACGACGUAAUACCCAUCCCAACCUCCGCCGCAGCCGCUGGAUGUCUCCAACACAAUCUUCGUCGUUCCGGCCUUCAGAGCCGGCGGGAAUCAGAAUCCCCAUGGCCGAUUCCCCAAACUUGAAUAUGGCGGGCGGCGGGACGGAAUCGUCGAUUAUAGAGCUUGAGCACGGCUUCAACCACGUCUGGCGCCGCCGCCUUCGACUUAUCCAUGUCUCACAGUGGUCGCGACCUCUUUUGGGAAUGACACAGCGAGAUUGA
Messenger RNA from Striga asiatica, 462 nucleotides. NCBI's taxonomy places the organism in Eukaryota, Viridiplantae, Streptophyta, Magnoliopsida, Lamiales, Orobanchaceae. The record is from the annotation of a GenBank genome assembly.